GCCCGACAACGCUACCCAGACAGACACAGACCACACUUCACAUAUCGAGGGAAGAACCGCUUAUUUUCCCUAAUCGGCAACUCUUGCAACACAAGCACACCCUGUGACGUUGAGUGGGCAACCUUUCCGACAGCCACCGCAUCAGACUCGCGAUGGACCAAGACGAAAGGGAAAGCUACGAACUGCAGUCGCAGCAUCUCCGAGCCGAGCUCAAGAUAUGGGAGAAUAAAUUCGCCCAAACGAGCAACGGCAAGAAGCCGUCACGGGAUGACAUCAAGCAGAACCCAGAUAUCGCCCAGAAGUACAAGGACUACCAUAAGAUACGCGACAUACUCUCGGGCAAAGUCGCCGCCCCGCGGUCGCAAGCUGCCAAGAAGAGCCAGCAACCAACACCUCGAAAACGCAAGUCGCCCCUCGACCGUCACGAUGACUACCCGGCUUCGACCACGCCGUCCAAGCGCUCUAGGGCCGAGGCAACGCCGUCUAAAGGACUCCGCGCGACUGGAGCAGCGCCCUCCUUCAUUACGCCGUCACAUCCUCGCUUUUCCUCUGGUCCGAUGAGCGCCACCCCGUCCACGGCCAGGAAACUAUUCGGCACGCCCGCCGUCCCCACAUCCAUCGGCCCCACGCCGCAGCGCGACGGCCGCGUCCUCGGCUUAUUCGAUCUCAUGGCUCCGUCCCCUGAGGCCUGCCGUGUUGUAACGCCAUCCAAAAGCACCGGCAACCGUGGCAUCGUGGGCCGUGGCAGCGCCACUACGACGCCAAAACGGCGCACGAAUACGGCUUUGAUAGCCGCGAAUGAUGAUGGAGAUGAUGACGACGGCCGCGCCGGCAACAAGCUAGGCCGCACACCAGUGUCGUCCGCCAAGCGUCACAUGCUUGACAGCUUCAUGACCACCCCGUUGGGCAACAGGCGCGACGCUAACGCCGCGCCUCGUGGCGACGUCAACAAGACGCCCAAGGCGUCGGCCUCGCAGGAUAAUCUUGAGUUUGCAACACCACAGUUUCUCCGCCGAUUGCCUCCCAAGUCCGCAACAACCAGAUCGCCCACACGUAUGGAUGAGAACGGGGUCCCUGUAACCGACGACGGCGCCGCCGCCGACGACCUCCUGACCAUGUCCAGCAGCCGCUCGUUCGCCAGCCGCCUGCCGCGCAAGCCCAUGAUUCGCGGGCUCAGCAGCGUCGUGGCUAGCCUGCGAAAAAUGGAGGAGGAGCAGCUCGACGACGACCUCGAGGCGCUGCGCGAGAUGGAGGCCGACAUGAUGGGUGGUGGGCCGCCGCCGCCACCUAAGCCGUUGGUGGCGCAGCAGCCGCCGCUCGACAGCGCGGCUGCCGCAAACCCCGCCCCACAGGAGCCGCAGGAGGUGGUCGAGGACAGCCAGCUCGGCGGCGGCGGCAGCAGCGGCAAAGAAGGCCCGCCUCCCACGGGCCUCCUCGGCGGGUUUGACGAUGAGGGCCUGUACGACAGCCCAGACGAAGACAAGGGCGCGGGCCUCGACCGCAACGGGAACCCGCUGCGCGUCUUCAAGAAAAAGGGUCAGAAGCGCACGACGCGCCGCGUCAACAUGCGGCCCGUCUUCACCAGGAGGCCCGCGGCCGCUCCGGCGGAGGCGGCAGGCGACGAGGAGGACAGCGGCGACGACGUCGUCCCGGAGACGCAGCUCGCCGCCUCGGCACCCGGCGACGUUCCUCCCGACGACGACAACGACGACGGCCUGUCCGGGGGGUCCGAUUUCGAAUUCGACGGAGAGGACGAGGACUUUGAGGACGCCGACGGUCGCGGCAAGAGCAAGAGCAAGGCCCGGACGGCCAAGAAGGCCAAGGCGGCCGCUGCGUCCAAGACGAAGAAGGGCAGGAAGGACGAGGCGGAUAAGGAGGCCAAGAAGGAGGCAAAGGCCCCCAGAAAGGUCAGCGCGACGGCGCACCAGAACUUCAAGAGGCUGAAGCUGCGCAACAACGGCUCAAAGGGCGGGCCGGGCUUCAACAGCAAGUUCAGGCGGCGGCGCUGAAAGGGGGGCAGCAGAGCUUCCUUUCUCGGGCUAUAAUAGAUACAUAUUUAUAUACAAUCACGGGGCCAACGACGAUAACGAAUCGAAUCCGCAUCUUGCUU
Molecule: messenger RNA, 2110 nt
Organism: Gaeumannomyces tritici R3-111a-1
Lineage: Eukaryota; Fungi; Ascomycota; Sordariomycetes; Magnaporthales; Magnaporthaceae
Product: DNA replication regulator SLD2
Exons: 2
Coding region: 153-2009 (618 amino acids)
Biological process (GO): DNA replication initiation; double-strand break repair via break-induced replication; DNA replication
Cellular component (GO): DNA replication preinitiation complex
Molecular function (GO): single-stranded DNA binding; DNA replication origin binding
Source: RefSeq, a predicted model, not a curated record